ACACUCCCCAUGUGACUGCUGUGGUACAGUGGGAGGGGACUUGCAGUUGUCCUGGUACACUGAUUUCAGUCAGUGUGAUUGAGUCUACCUCCCGGCUUAUCUGCGCCUCGACUCCGGCAUCAGUAGCAUCUGUCAACUAGCUAGUUAAACCAUGAAGAUCUGGGCAUCAGAGCACACAUUUAACCAUCCUUGGGAGACAGUGACCAAGGCUGCUAUGCAGAAGUAUCCCAACCCCAUGAACCCCAGUGUGAUCGGAGUGGACGUUUUGGACAGAGGCAUCGACAAACAGGGACGCCUCCACAGUAAAAGACUGCUUAGCACAGAGUGGGGUCUUCCAUCCAUAGUCAAAUCUAUCAUUGGUAACUCUCGAACAUACACGUAUGUUCAGGAGCACACGGUUGUGGAUCCCAAAGAGAAGAUUUUUGAACUUCAGUCCUCAAAUAUUAAUUUCACAAACCUGGUGUCUGUGGAUGAAAAGUUAACAUACAAACCACAUCCUGAGGAUAAAGACAAAACAAUACUGACCCAGGAGGCGAUCAUCUCUGUAAAAGGAGUCAGUCUCAGCAGUUACUUGGAGGGAGUUAUGGCGAGCACAAUCUCUGUUAACGCUGGAAAGGGCCGUGAAGCCAUGGAGUGGGUAAUCAGGCGCCUAAAUGCAGAGAUCGAGGAGCUGGCAGCCGCAGCACGCGGGACCAUACGGACCCCUAUGGCCGCUGCAGUCACUGAGAAAUGACACCUGCCUUUCUUUUGCAGCAGCGUCUGAGAGAAACUUCACAACAGUCCAACCAGCCUCUCUUUAUGAUGCUCUGAUGCCGUUUUGGUGCUCUGGAUCUUAUAUACUUUACUAUCUACAUUAGAUUGACUGAAGUUUAAACACCACUGUUAUCUGUGGGGUUAGAAACAUAUAGCAAAGAGGUAUUCAAGGCACUGGAUGAAUUGAAAACACAAGAAAAGUGCCAAAGCAGACACCUCACUUUUGGUCCAGCACCCUUUGCCAGCUGUGUUUUCAUCUUGCAAAUGACCUCAGAAGUGUCCACUGACAUUAACUCUCUUAUUACAGCGAUAGAGUCAUAAGAAAACAAAGUUAUGGAGAGAUGUAUAGGCGUUACUGUUGAGACACAAUGGCAGAAAACAAUGUGUGGUUUAGGCAGGAGUCGAGUGUAAUGGGGUACAUGGAAGGGGUUUCGGGUGUCAAGAUUGUAAAUGAACAUCGACAGUGACACGCCAAUAAAAUGUUUCAAUGUCAGGUUUAGUUCUGUUAAGGAGCCAUCGCCAAACAACGUUUUCUACUGGGACCUCAGUUAAAACAAGACACUGCACCAGGCAACGUAUGUAAGCCUGAAUAUAAACUGUAUUUUGUAAUUAUGUGAUAACUAAUAUUGUUGGUAUUUAAGUGAAAUGUAGGAUCAAUAUAUUUACCAUAUUUAUGUUUUUUAAGUAAUGGAGAAGACCUUCUCAAAUGCUGUGUUAGUAUAACUCCAACAGUUUUAUCAAUACGCACGAGACUGUUCUUAAUAACACAGUCCUCUCAGCACGUCCUGUCAGUGUGAAGGCUGAAACCAUGGCUUUUACUUUUAUGUGCACUUACAAAAUAGUUAUUUUAACUAAGAAAAGCUGCCACAUAUGCUGAUGAUGCUGAAUGUUUUGGUAUCGCUGUUUGAGAGACAAUUGGCAUUUGAGAAGGUCUUUCUAAAUGUGACAGCAGUGUGGUGAUGGAGAAAGAUUUAGUUUCUUUAAUAUAUAUUUUUUUACCUGUAACAGGAAUAUUUAUUAAGAGAAGUAGUGAGUUGAAAAAAAUAUCAUAUCAUGCUUAGUUAGGAAUUGUAAUUUGUGCAUUUUUGUCUAGGUGCCCACUGAAAAACAAAUGGUGUUACCAACGGCAGAAUGUGGCAAUAAAAUGAAAAUAUUUUAACCUGUUUAAUA
Perca flavescens (yellow perch) is the source of this 1923-nucleotide messenger RNA. RefSeq names its product PRELI domain containing 3 (gene prelid3b). Gene Ontology annotation, cellular component: mitochondrial intermembrane space. NCBI's taxonomy places the organism in Eukaryota, Metazoa, Chordata, Actinopteri, Perciformes, Percidae. The transcript is spliced from 6 exons. The record is from RefSeq and is a predicted model, not a curated record. Bases 152 to 733 code for a protein of 193 amino acids.